Molecule: messenger RNA, 11850 nt
Organism: Suricata suricatta (meerkat)
Lineage: Eukaryota; Metazoa; Chordata; Mammalia; Carnivora; Herpestidae
Gene: HIPK2
Product: homeodomain interacting protein kinase 2
Exons: 16
Coding region: 12-3680 (1222 amino acids)
Biological process (GO): intrinsic apoptotic signaling pathway in response to DNA damage by p53 class mediator; peptidyl-threonine phosphorylation; positive regulation of transcription by RNA polymerase II
Cellular component (GO): PML body; cytoplasm; nucleus
Molecular function (GO): protein serine/threonine kinase activity; SMAD binding; transcription coactivator activity
Source: RefSeq, a predicted model, not a curated record
AUCAUGUGUGGAUGUGUGGGGUGGGGGCGUCGAUUAAGGAAGGAGCCUUGGAGAAAAGGGAGCAUAAACCACUGAUUACAGGUAUGGCCUCACAUGUGCAAGUCUUCUCCCCUCACACCCUUCAAUCAAGUGCCUUCUGUAGCGUGAAGAAACUGAAAGUAGAGCCGAGCUCCACCUGGGACAUGACUGGGUACGGCUCCCACAGCAAAGUGUACAGCCAGAGCAAGAACAUCCCCCCGUCGCAGCCAGCCACCACAACCGUCAGCACCUCCUUGCCGAUCCCAAACCCGAGCCUACCUUACGAGCAGACCAUCAUCUUCCCAGGAAGCACCGGGCACAUAGUUGUAACAUCAGCAAGUAGCACUUCUGUCACUGGGCAAGUCCUCGGCGGACCACAUAACCUAAUGCGUCGAAGCACUGUGAGCCUUCUUGAUACCUACCAAAAAUGUGGACUCAAGCGUAAGAGUGAGGAGAUUGAGAACACGAGCAGCGUGCAGAUCAUCGAAGAGCAUCCACCCAUGAUUCAGAAUAAUGCAAGUGGGGCCACUGUAGCCACUGCCACCACAUCGACUGCCACCUCCAAGAACAGUGGCUCCAACAGUGAGGGUGAUUACCAGCUGGUCCAGCAUGAGGUGCUGUGUUCCAUGACCAACACUUACGAAGUUUUGGAAUUCCUGGGCCGAGGGACAUUCGGGCAAGUGGUCAAGUGCUGGAAACGGGGCACCAACGAAAUCGUGGCCAUCAAAAUCCUGAAGAACCACCCGUCAUAUGCCCGGCAGGGUCAGAUCGAGGUGAGCAUCCUGGCCCGCCUGAGCACGGAGAGCGCCGACGACUACAACUUUGUCCGCGCCUACGAGUGUUUCCAGCACAAAAACCACACGUGCUUGGUCUUUGAGAUGUUGGAGCAGAACCUCUAUGACUUUCUGAAGCAGAACAAGUUCAGCCCGUUGCCCCUCAAGUACAUCCGCCCCGUCCUCCAGCAGGUAGCCACGGCCCUGAUGAAGCUGAAGAGCCUGGGUCUCAUCCAUGCUGACCUCAAGCCAGAAAACAUCAUGCUGGUGGAUCCGUCCAGACAGCCGUACAGGGUGAAGGUCAUCGACUUCGGUUCGGCCAGUCACGUGUCCAAGGCUGUGUGUUCCACCUACUUGCAGUCCAGAUACUACAGGGCCCCUGAAAUCAUCCUUGGUUUACCCUUUUGUGAGGCAAUUGACAUGUGGUCCCUGGGCUGUGUCAUUGCUGAGCUGUUCCUGGGCUGGCCGCUCUAUCCAGGAGCCUCCGAGUAUGAUCAGAUUCGGUAUAUUUCACAAACACAGGGUUUGCCAGCUGAAUAUUUAUUAAGCGCAGGGACAAAGACAACUAGGUUUUUCAACCGUGACACAGACUCACCGUACCCUUUGUGGAGAUUGAAGACACCAGAUGACCAUGAAGCAGAGACGGGGAUUAAGUCGAAAGAAGCAAGAAAGUACAUUUUCAAUUGUUUAGAUGAUAUGGCCCAGGUGAACAUGACAACAGAUUUGGAAGGGAGCGACAUGUUAGUGGAGAAGGCAGACCGGCGGGAGUUCAUCGACCUGUUAAAGAAGAUGCUGACCAUAGACGCUGAUAAGAGAAUCACUCCCAUCGAAACCCUGAACCACCCGUUUGUCACCAUGACGCACCUUCUCGAUUUUCCCCACAGCACACACGUCAAAUCAUGUUUCCAGAACAUGGAGAUUUGCAAGCGUCGGGUGAAUAUGUAUGACACCGUGAACCAGAGCAAAACCCCUUUCAUCACGCAUGUGGCCCCCAGCACCUCCACCAACCUGACCAUGACCUUCAACAACCAGCUGAACACUGUCCACAACCAGGCUCCCACCUCCACCAGUGCCACUAUUUCCUUAGCCAAUCCCGAAGUCUCCAUACUAAACUACCAAUCUGCACUCUACCAGCCCUCAGCGGCGUCCAUGGCUGCAGUGGCCCAGCGGAGCCUGCCCCUGCAGACGGGAACAGCCCAGAUCUGUGCCCGGCCUGACCCCUUCCAGCAAGCUCUCAUCGUGUGUCCGCCCGGCUUCCAAGGGCUGCAGGCCUCUCCCUCUAAGCACGCCGGCUACUCUGUGCGCAUGGAGAAUGCGGUUCCCAUCGUCACUCAGGCCCCGGGAGCUCAGCCCCUUCAGAUCCAACCAGGUCUGCUGGCCCAGCAGGCCUGGCCAAGUGGGACCCAGCAAAUCCUGCUACCCCCCGCAUGGCAGCAGCUGGCCGGAGUGGCCACCCACACGUCGGUGCAGCACGCGACUGUGAUCCCUGAGACCAUGGCAGGCACCCAGCAGUUGGCCGACUGGAGGAACACCCACGCUCACGGCAGCCAUUACAAUCCCAUCAUGCAGCAGCCUGCGCUAUUGACUGGUCACGUGACCCUCCCAGCAGCCCAGCCCUUAAAUGUGGGUGUGGCCCACGUGAUGCGGCAGCAGCCAACCAGCACCACCUCCUCCCGGAAGACUAAGCAGCACCAGUCCUCUGCGAGAAACGUCUCCACCUGUGAGGUGUCCUCCUCGCAGGCCGUCAGCUCCCCUCAGCGGUCCAAGCGCGUCAAGGAGAACACGCCGCCCCGCUGCGCCCUGGUGCACAGCAGCCCCGCCUGCAGCUCCUCCGUCACGUGCGGGUGGGGUGAUGGCGCGUCCAGCACCACCAGGGAGCGGCAGCGGCAGACGAUUGUCAUUCCCGACACCCCCAGCCCCACGGUCAGCGUCAUCACCAUCAGCAGCGACACGGACGAGGAGGAGGAGCAGAAGCACGCGCCCACCAGCACUGUCUCCAAGCAGAGAAAAAACGUCAUCAGCUGCGUCACGGUCCACGACUCUCCCUACUCCGACUCCUCCAGCAACACCAGCCCCUACUCCGUGCAGCACCGCACUGGGCACCACACCAACACCUUCGACACCAAGGGGAGCCUGGAGAAUCACUGCACUGGGAACCCCCGGACUAUCAUCGUGCCACCCCUAAAAACCCAGGCCAGCGAAGUGUUGGUGGAAUGUGAUAGCCUGGGGCCAGUCAACACUGGCCAGCACUCAUCCUACAAGUCCAAGUCCUCCAGCAACGUGACCUCCACCAGCGGUCACUCUUCAGGGAGCUCAUCCGGAGCCAUCGCCUACCGGCAGCAGCGGCCAGGCCCACAUUUCCAGCAGCAGCAGCCUCUCAAUCUCAGCCAGGCUCAGCAGCACAUCACCGCAGAGCGCGCCGGGAGCCACCGCCGGCAGCAGGCCUACAUCACUCCCACGAUGGCUCAGGCCCCGUACUCCUUCCCGCACAACAGCCCCAGCCACGGCACUGUGCACCCCCACCUGGCCGCAGCUGCCGCCGCAGCCCACCUCCCCGCCCAGCCCCACCUCUACACCUACACAGCGCCCGCGGCCUUGGGCUCCACCGGCACCGUGGCCCACUUGGUGGCCUCCCAGGGCUCAGCACGUCACACCGUGCAGCACACUGCCUACCCGGCCAGCAUCGUCCAUCAGGUCCCCGUGAGCAUGGGCCCCCGGGUCCUGCCCUCGCCCACCAUCCACCCGAGUCAGUAUCCAGCCCAGUUUGCCCACCAGACCUACAUCAGCGCCUCUCCAGCCUCCACCGUCUACACUGGAUACCCACUGAGCCCCGCCAAGAUCAGGAAUGAAAGUUCCAUGCUGCUCAUAAAGAUAAUAUUAUUGUACUAAUUAUUUUGGUUAUUACCAUUGUAAUUAUUCUCGUUCUCAUCAUGUUGAUAUGUUAUCAGGGUUUUUAAGUGCACAUUUAUUCCCAGUAUCUUUGUGUUUUCUCUUUAAUAUUUAAACUUAUGUUAUUAUAUCUGUGAGUCUCUGAGUAGGCAGGAAGGACAUACAGAUGUCCAGUUUUGUUAGACAAAACAACAAAAACAAAACAAAAAAACAAAAAUGAAAGACACAGGAAUUAGGAAAAUUGUUUUUGUCAUCUCUAGUCCACAAAGAGCCAUCAAGAAAGAUCGACCACAGAAUACAAGUUUGAAGAAGAAUCCAGGCCUUUUCUCUGUGCAGGCCGGCUGGGACUCUUGACAACAUGGUCACCGUCUAGAUUCUCAGUGGCCUGGGGAGAGUUCUGAGGUGGCAUCUCCUGGGCCGAACUCUCAGCUGUGGCUCUUCCCACAUCCUCUGUGCCCUCCUGCACUUCCAGAAGCUGCUAACUAGAUUCUUGGCCUGCUUUGCAUCUGAUGCUUACCUGUCAUGCAAAAGAAAGCCCCUCUGCCCAGAGCUGACCAGAUGUCCUUCAUUUUCCCAUCAGCGCACCAGGAGUAUGGCCUGCCUCCUUUAGCACAGAGACCAUUGUCCCCUCCCAGAAGCUACUGAGUGGAAUGAGCUGACGUAAGGGUGGUAGGCUGGUGGUACCUUCCCCUGGGAGGUUUCAGCCUCACUUCCCUACCUUCCACUCACUCACCACACUGCCCACGUCUCCUGUCUCUCCCUUGCUCCCCCAAAUACCUCUUCUUAGCAUGCCAUUCUAGGGACAGAACUAGGAGCCAAAAAUAAAGGUAGAGGGAUGGUCCAAGGCCAGAGGAGUGCUGACCAAGUCAAGUAGCUCUUCAACGUUGUGGGUGCAGCCCCCCGUGAAAGCAUUGGCCAGUGGAGGGGCUCAUACCCUCCGUGGGCUCUGCCGUGUGUGUGAUGAGCUUUCUUUAAUCGCUUGAGGUGCCCGCUACUGCCCGCCAAACCCAGAAACUAUGGGCUUUGGGUUGAGAUGCCGGUUUUGCUGAAGCUUCCUGAUAAAGGGCGCUGUCAGGCUGCACCCAGCCCUGCAGGUGCUCGGCAAACAUGAGCUCAUACUCCCUUCAGCCCCCACCCCCCGCCCUCCUCCUCCAGUCCCAAGCACAGAGCUGUGGGACCAGAAGACCCCAGUGGGAGAGGCCCCGCUCCUUGUGUGCUCCUUAGUGCCUGCCCAGACCUCCCAGCCUGUCCUUUGGCUCUGAAUCACCCUGGCCAGUUGGGUGACUCAAAGCCUGCCUGUCUAGGACCAAGCUCCCAAGUAAAGGGAUGCCAACCUCAGCCUUGUUUCGACCACAAAUAACCUAGAGCUUCAUCUAUUCUUCACUGGCUCAAAAUAAAGAAGCAUAGCAAAGACGAAGAGGGGAAGGUUUAGAAGGACAGGCCAAGGAGAACCAGCUAACUGUAGCCUCAGGAAGGACAGGUGGAUAUGCUUCUGUGCUUAGUGCCUCUUUGAUGACGUUUUGGCUGUUUCCAAGGGAAGGGGUGAGCAGGCCGACGGGUGGGAGAGUCUGAGGCUCGAUGCCAAUUCAUACUGUGAAGCGGUGCAUGUGGUUGAUCGAAUUCAGAGGGAAAGGAAGGGUUGAGGCAAACCCGACGGUUGUCUCCUGGACUGUAUCUGCAUUCUGGCCUUGCUGGCGGUGAGUGGCUUGCAGGCUGGGAGAGCCAGCUGGCCUUGCCCUCUUCACCCUGGAAGACUCAACCCGCCCAAACACCAGAUUGUUGGACGUAAGGAAGGGAAGGUGAGGUUAGCACAGCAGCUAACGGGCUGAUUUCCCUUGACCAGAUCUUUGGAAGUGCAAACACUCAUUUUUGAACAGGCGUGUGGUGGAGGAUUUCGGUUGUGUGAGUGUGUGUGCGUGAGUGGAGCAGACUUUCUUGGAAACCGGAGGAAGGAGGUGAGGAGGCUUAAGGAGCUACUGCUGAUGGGCUGUGGUUGGUCAAACAAGGCAUGUCCGUGGACCGGCCCCAGCUUUCACCCAGGCCCUCUGGGGUGCGCGCACGUAGCAGAGGGAAUUCAACAGGGAGGCGAGGCCUCUCUGCGCAGGCCUGGCCGGCGAUUGCACAACGCCAGCGUGAGCUGUUUUGCCAGGAAACAUUCCAGCCCCGGAAGCACUUUCCAUGCUGUUCUUUCUGACGUGUCUGGAGAUUUCAGGUGGGGAAGCCUCAAAAUUGAGCAGGCCAGAAAUGUCCUUACCAAACUGGAAAGGAAGGCGAAAUGUUCCUUUCUUUAGCCAAAGAACCCUUGUCAAAGACACCUCCAGAUAGGGACAGAAUGGCAUUCCUCUCUUGCCUUUCCGGGCAGUAAUGACAUCAUUAGUGAUGCAGUUCCAUUUGUCUUUCUCUUUCCUCUCUCCUGACUUGUAUUCUUUGUUUAUUGCAUUUAUUUCAAACUGUAUUCAUCUUUUAAGAGGAGUGGAGACUAGUAACCCUAAAUGCUGCUACUGGGAACCCGGAGGCGCCUCAUGAGUACGUGGGCUUAACUGAUGUCAUGUUACCACGGGUACAGACCGGAGCGGACCCUCUGCCAGGAAGCUUAGCUGCGUCGGGGGGGCCCGUGCACGCUGGAGCUGCUCUGGGGGUGUCAGUAUUUUUCCGCUUGGAUGCCUUAGGACUCUCACUUCUACUCUGCACAGACUAGACUCAGUCAUGUCUCACUUGGGCUACUAGAGAAUUGAAGAUGACAAAAGGACAUUUAAACGCAAUAGAAACCUUUCGAAGGCUUUUGGCACCGAUGCUCCCUAGAGUGGCCCAAGCUAGCGGAAGGCCCUCACAUCUUUCUUGCAGCUACCAGAAGUUCCAGAGGGCCAUCCCCAAGCCAGUCGCUCUUUUCAGACUCAGUGAGUGGUACCGAGAAGUGACCCUCCCACAGAACUCACUUCCUCAGAGAGCCUCCUGCUUUCCCCCAGCUUGACUCCCUACAAGUCGUUGAGGGCCCCCAAUCUAGACCGCUGCGCUAGAACGUUCUGUUGACUCCUGUUUGUUAAAACAAACUCAUAGUGUCCCUCAAGGAAGCAAUAGCCAGCAUUUGCUGAAUGCUUUCCGUCCACCAGGCCCCACGCCAAGCCCUGGACGAGCUCACCUCACGGAGCCCUCUUCGCCAUCCCACACACAAAGGAGGAAGCUGACGCUCUCAGAGAGUGGCACAUGUCAAAAACAGGAAAUACAAUGACGGUCCAGAAUCUCCACGUUUCUAGUGAAGUUUUUUUUAAGCAAGACUUCACUGAGAUACCGUUUUGUUUCGCUUUUUUAAUUAACAGCAAUGAGCGACUUCGUGUUUUCUGAGGAACCAUUUAAUGGUACUUCUGUUACUGUGUGCCAAACACUGUGCUAAAAAUUGCUCAUCGGCCACCUCGUUUCAUGUAGUCCCACAACAGCACUCUGAAAGGGGCACCAUUAGCCCCUUUCCAGACGAGGUGCCUGGCCUGGAGCCCAGGGCUACAUGGCUAGUGAGGGAGCCAGGCCUGGACCCGGGAUCUGCCCAGGUCCAAAACCAGGCCCACAGCCGCCAGCUUCUGCCAGCUCCGGUGUGCGUGCAGAGAAAAGCCUGGAAGGAAUGUCACCCCACACCAUCCCCAGCAGAAGUUCUGAAUGAAGAGGGAGCCGUGACCCGGAUGCAAGCAGAAGGGGCAGAAGGCAUUUGACUUGUAGAGAAAGUCUUAGGGGCGUUUCUUUUGAUUCAUAAUAGAAGUCAUUUUAGAUUCCUUUCCAGAGUACCAACUAGCUUUAGUAGUGCUGCUACCACAAACUCUUACGAGUGAAGAGAAAAAGUGUUCUUUUCUUCUUUUAAAAAAAAUAAUUUUUUCUUGCUUAUAGUUAAUUCUAGAAAGGCAAUACUAAAGGUAUAUAUUUUUUUUAAAAUGCUAUUUUUUACUGCACUGAUAAAUAUCAUGACAACUCUGGUCUCUAUAAAUUGAUCCACUUGUCAGCUCUGGGUAGAACCAGAUGCAGGAUUCACACCAAAUGUGUAAAUACCGUGUGUGGGUCUGGUGUCCAGGAACUUUUUUUCUUUGUGUAAUAAAAAGGGGGGAGGGGGAGGAGAAAAACAAGAUGACUCUUGGAAAGAGGAACCAAAUAAGGGUUUCUUUUGAGAUAGCUUUCUCAAAGAAGUGGAAGGAACAGAUGUGUAAACAGAAAAAUCAGCCAAUUUUUAGGAUAUAAGGAAGGAGGGUCUCUUGCCACAGUAUGAAAAUCAUAGUAACACAGAAGCAUUUUUAAUUUGGCUGAACGGUGACAAGAAUUUAGAAAUACUUUAGGAUGUGAUUUUUAAUUUUUGGGGAAACUGUUAUUCUUUGUUAUGAAACAUCUCCUCAGUUGUUUGGGUGGGUUUUUCCAUUUCUUUUUUAGUUAAAAAAACUUUAUCGACUGGCUCCAGGCUUGUUUGCCUAAGUUCUUAGGUAGUUUACACAAGUUCUAGAACCUUCUAGAACUUCAACUCCAUUGGAAGCAAACCCAACUAAUCAGCAUUUAAGAUCCUGGUGGGUUUCAAUAGGUAUUCUGGAAUUCUGACAGAACACCUAAAGAUUUUUUUAAAGAAGGUUUUAGAUACAUUACCUUAUACAAACUGUGACCUAAUGGCAAUAAUUACCUCAAAUGUGGGCAUUCAUCCUGGUUUUAGCCUUUUUUGAAAUCAUGUAGCCAGCUUGAUCUUGGGGUUUAAAAGACUAUGAACUCUGGGGGCUGCAAAUAAUGAUUAAUGCACACCUGGUCAUUGUUGCUUAAGCGAAUUCUGAAAAUAGCUGAUCUUUACAACAAAAAUUAAACCAAGGAAGAGAAUAUUCUUUGUGUGUUGUAAUGAAAUGUGAUAUUCAAAUGCACAUGUUGAGUACAUAUGUUUUUAGCUACUGUAAAAUGUUGUUAGCCUUCUAAGAUGCGAGAGAGAGCCACCUUUUACACACGUAGACUAAGUCAUUGUGGAUACGUAAGCAUAUUUCUGGCUACGUUUUAUAGUUCAAGUGUUUUAUAGUUUACAUUCAAACUGGUACUUUUUAAAGAAAAUUUCUGUUUAUACCUGACAUCUUCAAACCCCAGCGCUUGCCCCUCCAAGGCAGGAAUUUCUAACCAUACUGUUGUGGAGCCCAACACAUGCAUUUCCCUCCACGUUACUGGUCGUGAACGCACGAGACGGUGAACGGGUUUCUGGAUGGAGUGGGACGGGGUGAGUGAUGCGAACACUUGUCUGCAAAGACGCCUUCUCUGUGACACCGUGGAAGAGACAGAACAGAUACCUGGCUCACUGAUUUUUGUCUUGAUUUGAAUGUUUAAUUCCUAUCAAUCCACUGACUUCCAGUCACCGGGCAGUAGAAGACACUGGGAUUCAGGUGGCCCUGAAGGCACAGCUGCCAUUUCUGGGCCUCCAGCAAUACUUUGAUUGGUGUUUUGCAAUGGGGGAGUCAUAGGCCCCUAUGCCCGUACUCACUGGCCAGGUUUUCCAUAUAUCUGCUGUCAUUAAUUCCUUUUCCCCUUUAAAACAAAAUAAAUGCAAAAGGAUGUGUUUACUUUUUACUCUAUAUCAAAGUUAGAUUCGAAGCCUAGGCCAGUGGGAGCCGGGGAGCUAGAUUGCUUCCUAGAGAUGGUGUAAGUGCUGCUGAGCAAGGUGGGGGGCUGGGGGACCUCCGGGCAACUGGGGGAGGGGAGAGGGGCAUUGAGCCCCUCAGAGUAGAGAUCUUCCUUGGGAUGCCUCAGAGAGGCCCCACCCCCGCUGCCCUCCAGGAACAGAUUAGAAAGUGCUGGUUCCCCUAAGAGUUUGGGUUCGUGUCUUGUUUCCUCGCACCACAACUGAAGGGCAGAGGUCCCGCUGAGAUGAAAGGCUCCGGUAGUGGAGAAGACUGGAAAACUGCAAAACCCCCAGGACCAGGGAGCCGUCCGUGUGUGCUUUCCCUGUGAACUCUGUGGACAGUAUGUUCUCGUUACAGACGGUAGGGUAAAAAUACUUUUUAUCUCGCCCCUCCUGCUUUUCCUCUGUUUGGUUUUUGCCUUUGCUUUAACUAACCAAAUUAGUUUUAUGUCAUCGUCCUUGGGGCUUAACCAUGUGUUUAAACACUAGAACCAUAAAAACUAGAAUUUAGCUUUAAAAAAGUUAAAAAAGCGAAUAUCCUGUAUCUGUAUCCUAUAUCCUCCGCCCUUGCUCUCUCUAGUCUCCUUUCAACGACUGUCCACACAUCUCUCCUGGCACUGCCUCCUCACUUCUGGUGUGGGGGCAGUCUCCAUGGCCACCUCAGCCUCCACCCUGCUGCCUCCACAGCCCCACAUCCGGGCACCCAGCACUCCCAGGACGCUCCCAAGAGCCAGGGAGCAGGGUCCACUUGGCCUCAUGAGCGGUGAUCUUGUCUCCCUGUCAGAUAUUCACCCGCUUGGUUGAAGGGGCAAUGGAUUUCUCAUUAUUAUUAAUAUUAUUAUAGUUAUUAUUUUAAUAGUUUUCGGCUCAGGUUAUAUAAGGAAGAACUUGGGAAGUGGAAAGUGACUUGACCAUGCCCAUCCUUUGUAGCUUUUCCGUGACUUCUGAAUGGAACAAGAGGCGUCCCCUACCCCCCUCGCCUCUCCUCGCUCCCAAGCAGACACCCCCACCCCUACCCUGUGGGCGCUGCCUCCGUCUUGGGGUUGCUCGCCGCCCUGUCACCCUCCCUCUCUCUCACUUUUGUGUUACUGCUCAUUUAAAGCUGUCUUCCGUGGCUUUUCCAGGGCACAAUCAUUCCUGGCCCCCAAAGCAUCUCCUCAUCCUGUUCGUGUGCGUUUUUUAACCAAAUGAAGUAGACCAGGAAGUCCUACUUUGGGGCAGCAGGCUUUCUAGUUUAGUAGAAUCACUGUAUAGAUAUAGAUGUUGAUAUAUAUGUUAGUGUAUAUAUAUAUCAAGCCAAAUUUCUGAUAGGAGAAGUAUAGCUUUACGGAUGAGGGGGAAGAGGAGCUUUCAGAAGUCAGGCAGCAUCGGCAGAGUAGAGGAGCCGGGCCGGCCCCGGGCCACACCUCCCCUGAGUGGGCCUGAAGCAUGGCGCCGGGUUCCUGUCACCCACCUCACCGCAGCAGAGGCAGGCGGCCCUGAGGGUGCCACUGCUCUCUCUGGGUCCCCAGCCUCCAGGGUAUACAUAGAUGGAUGAGUGAGGGGGGCCAGCAAAUCAGAACGACUGGAAUUUUCCAUCCCAUUUUGCUUUGACCACACGUAUUGAGCUGCAGCCUUUGAUAUUAUAUCACGUUUCCGAAAGCGGGAUCCAUUAGGGUGGAAAGAGAACAGAUCUGUAGACACGUUUACCUUUCAACUGCCCAUGAAUUCCGGACACUGGAUAGAAAGACUCACUCCCCAGAAUGAGAGCCGGGAAGAGGAGACCCGGUGACGAUGGCUCCCUCCCCAAGGCCACCUUGCCUCCAUCUUCCUCCACCAGGUCAUCUCAGCCCAAUAGCCCUACGAAAGCCCUGGUCUGUUGUGUUCCUUCACUGUACGGUUUCUGUAAUGAAAAGUGUUAAUCCAUGUUAAUCUUUGUGAAAAUUAUUGCGUGCAACAGUAUUUUCUCGUGUACCUCUUUUUCCUAUGUGAAUUGUCCCUCUUUUCUUUUUUAUUUAUAAAUGUCUACUUUUUUAAAAAAAAAAAACAAACCAAUGUGUUGUAGACCUAUAUGUAACCUAUCCCUUAGUCUCAUAUUAUAGGUAUGUUAUAAGAAUGGAUAUUUUACUUGGCUUUAGAAUGUUUUACAAGAAAAAUAAUUCUUAACUGAUCAAGUCCUUGCUACUAAAAAUGCUUGUGUUUUUCAUCAUGAUGUCGUGUGCUUCUAAAUUAAUAAUCAUUUUCGUUGUAGAAAAAUGGAGUGAAUUUAUAUUAGUCUUGGAAACUAAUAAUAGCAUUGUAAAUUUAUGAGAUGAUUUUAACAGAAAAAAUUAUAGAAGAAUAUAGUUAUUUUAAUUGUAAUAUUACUAACUGUAGGGUGAGAAAGGGGGGGGUCCCGUUGUGGUGAACUAUGUUAUAGCUUGUUACUCACAGUUUCUUUUUGAUCAUUUUUUCGGUCUCUGAGGUGAAACGAGUUAUUAAUUAAAAUUUGUAAACUCACAUAUGCAUAUUGUAUAUGUGUAGAAAUGUAAUCACACUUUGUCUUGGAAUUACAUUAAACUGUUUGGAAUCACUGUA